AUGCACAGGUUUCUGGGGUUGGGGUGGGUAAGAUCUCAGGCGUUCUUUAAUAAUGGAGCUUCAGGGUCGGUUGAUACUCUCUCUCUCUCUCUCUCUCUCUCUCUCUCUCUCUCUCUCUCUCUCUUGCACCCUCUCCAUCUCCCCGAGGAGUUCAAGUGGGCCGAGUUUUUUGCACGGCACCUUCGGCGACAGCCCAUUUGUCUCCUGGGCCUUUCCUCGCUAUUCCUUGUUGCUGCGGACGUCACCGCAUUCGCGGCUGCUGCCAGUGGCGGGGAGCAUGAGAUGCGUGUGAGAAGGGCCUUGCUCUUCGCGCAAGGGCUGGCUCUACAGCAUGUUGAGCAGGGCCCGGCAUCUUCACAAGGAGCACGUUCUUUGGAUUUACUCAGGACCAAGUGGCCACUCUGGCGGCUGCUGCGCAGCGUGCGGCGGGAGAUGGUCUCUGGGAGUCGCUUCAAGGUCCCAUCGCCUCGCAUGGCCACACUGCCGGAGGAGGCUGUGUGGCCAGCGGAGGAGGACCUGGGCUCGGAACAGUGGGGAAAGAUUCGAAUUCAGGACAUCUACCUCUCUGUCAUCGUCCAGUGCAGGAACGAUGACUACGGAGGCAAUAUGCUCCUCCGCUUGAACCGGAUGCUGGCAACAACUGCGACAAUGCUGGAAGCAGCACAAGUGCCAGCUGAGAUCAUCGUCGUGGAGUGGAAUCCGCCAUUGAAUGCGCCGCAUAUGCGAGAAGCCAUCACGCGCGAGCCCGGAGGGGAUAGCAUACCCAUCCGAGUCAUCCACGUGCCCACGGAGAUACACAUGUCCAUGCCGCACCACAAGGUGGGUGAGAAGAGGGUGGGUGGUGACCGGUCGACUGUGCAGUCAUGCAAUGGAGGAGUGCUUUUUUUUUCUCAGGCACACCCGAUCUUUGAACACACUGCAGAGAACAUAGCCUUCCGCCGGGCGCGUGGGAAGUUCAUCCUCAAGACGAAUAUCGACAACAUCUUGAGCCCGUUUACCGUGCUCUUCAUUGCUCGGAGAGAGCUUCAGCCUGAUGUGGUUUACCGUGCCACUUACAUGGAGUAUGACGUGACGUGCCCUGAGACAGAGGGCAUGGCCACAAACGAGCUGAUUGACUGGCUCUUUUCGCGUGAGGACCUGAUCAGCAAAAUGAACCUGGAGCUGGCAGACCUACAGGAGAAGUAUCCAGAUGACGCGACCGCUUGCAUGCAGCCGGGAGGAGACAUUGCCCAAGGCGAAAGCGAGCAGAAGCCUUUCUACUGGCCUGGCAGUGGGGAUUUCGUGCUUACGAGCAGACGAUGGAUCCUGGCCAUUCAUGGCUAUCCCGAGGUGGCCCAGAAUUGGCAGACCGACGACCUCAUCCAUUGUCGGCUGCGGGCUGCCGGCGUGCGACAGGUGGUGCUUUUGCCGCCCUGUGUCACGGUUCACCAGAACCACCGACGCAUAAAUCGAGUCCGCGCCAGCACACGAUGGGUCAUCACGGACCACAACUUCAAAGAUGUUUGUGCCGAGCCCUUCCGCCCCAUGCAGACCGAGAUCGGCCUGAAGUCUGGGCACACAGAGGUGCAAGCUGCUUACGCAAGCUGCCGCAAGCUUGCAGGAAGGCGGUUGACGGAAGAUGGUCCUGAAGCUGCAGUACAGCGAGCGUACGUCCGAAAGGCAUUUGAAGCACUGCAAUCGGUUCACGCUGUCUGUAUCGUACUCUUGUUCGGAUGGUCAAGAGCACGGGACGUCAACGGGGUGCCCCGAACUCCCUUGUGCUCUGACCUGGCUUCUCAGUGGCCGCUCCUGCGCGAGAUGCCAAAAAGCAUGUCGGCUCAUGCGAACCAACAGACCCACGCAAGCAAACACAAGCCCGGCUUGAAAGAUGACAUAGAUUCGGUGGACCAGGCCCUGAACAGCUACUUCGAGGAGCUCCAGAAAGACUCGCAGAUGCUGGAGACCAUGGCUCGUCAAGCUGUGGCUGCCGCGGCGCGGCGCCUGGAUGUGAAGAAGGACAGCCUAGAACAAGCUCGUUUGGCCAAAGUCGAGAAAGCAGCCACCAAGAUCACCGAGGCGGAGUCCAACUUGGAGGCAGAGAUGGCGGGUGAAAGUGCCCGGGCUUCCUCCAUGGCAACGCAGCUCGAGGAGGCACUGGCCAAUCUUUCCGCCACGCAAGAUGCGCGAGAGACAUUUCACGCCAAGGUUGUGCGACACAAAGCCGAGAUGGCUGACCAGCUGAGUGAACUUGUGCAGUGCAAGGUGCUGGCAUCUGGAGCGCUUGAUGACAUCAAGCACCAUAUCGACGAUGAUUUGGAUGAGGUGAUCAGCAACUAUUCCGAGGCCGCAAUGCACGAGGCUGAGCACAUGACUGAGGAUGAUAUGCCGGACCUGACAAGCGAUGUUUGGCCCCCUGUGCAUGAAACUUCCUAG
Messenger RNA from Symbiodinium natans, 2412 nucleotides. The record is from the annotation of a GenBank genome assembly. Lineage: Eukaryota; Dinophyceae; Suessiales; Symbiodiniaceae.